AUGGAGCAAAGAGGGCAUCUCGAAACAGCAGGUUCCAGAUCUUCAGCCCCCGACGAACUCUCUCAUCCCUUUUCCAAGUUCUCUGAAUGGAAAUUCAAGCUUUUCCGGGUCAGGUCCAUAGAGAAGGCUCCUCUUCCCAGCGACCAAUGUCUGGAGAGGGAAGCCCGAAAAGAAGAGGUCCCCUCUGCGACUGCGAAGGAGGUGCAGGGGGAAGCAAAGGCCCCGCUGGGGAGUGUUAUGAGGCUGUGCCUUGGAGGGAAAAGUAAGGAGAAUGUUGAGGGUCCAGGUCGGAGUGUUGAUCUGAAACUACAGGAGAUUGACACACACAUGAACCACCUCAAGUGUUUGUGUCGUCUCUGUGGGUUUAUGCUGAGAAAGGCCAAAGGGCCAGAAUAUGAAGUCCAUGGUGUUUUAGAUGAGGCAAGCAGGUGUGCCCUUCGCCGAAUGGGCUGCAAAGCCUUGAUCUGGCCCGAGGUCAUUCUUAAGGUCUUCAAGGUGGAUGUGACGACUGACUUGGAGACAGUCCACCCUUCGUCUUUUUGUCACCGCUGCUGGAUGGCAGCGAUGCGAGGCGGUGGAUUCUGCAGCUUCUCCAGGACACGGGUACCUGAUUGGAGGCCACAUACCUCUCAGUGCCAGCUCUGCUUCCCCAAGAAACUUUCUCUCCAACGCCGAGGACGGAAACGCUCCAAACCACUCCGAGGAGCACACAGCUUGCCAAAGAGGGCCAAGAGAGACCACUACAACUCCUCCACACCUGUGGGAGCAAACAAAAUCUGGAGACAGUCCGCAGAACAUCCCGGGACAGCAGCGCUGAAGACCAGGCUAAAGCCUUCGGCUCAGAGAAGUCUGUGGGUGAGGACCAUCACGCACUGUCAGAAAGAACACUUGAGCACCAAGCUGCUCCCAGAGGAACUCCCCCCAGACUUUUUGCGUGCCGUCACAUGUCAGGUAUGUGAUCACCUGCUGGCCGACCCUGUCCAGUCUCCGUGCCAACACCUUUUCUGUCGUAGCUGUAUCCUGAAGUUCAACCGUGCUCUGGGUUCACACUGUCCGGCGUGCACUCUCCCCUAUGAUGUAUCUGACCUGACCAGUCCCGCUAAGGCCUUCCUCGGGAUCCUCCACUCCCUCCCUCUCCUCUGUCCCAAAGAGGGCUGUGGUGAAAGGGUAAAACUGGACUCUUUCAGGGAUCACUACCACGAUCACUUUUGCAAAGAGAACACAAAUGAAGAACAGAACAACGCAGAACAGAACCUAGACUGUUAUCUUCCCGUCAACAAGGGCGGACGUCCACGCCAGCAUUUGUUGUCCUUGACACGUCGUGCACAGAAGCACAGGCUUAAGGAGCUGAAGAACCAGGUGAAAAUGUUUGCGGAUAAGGAGGAAGGCGGAGACAUCAAGUCCGUGUGCCUGACACUGUUCCUGCUGGCUCUGAGGGCCGGAAAUGAACACAAACUGGCGGAUGAGCUGGAGGCCAUGAUGCAAGGCAGGGGAUAUGGUCUGCAUCCUGCAGUGUGUUUGGCCAUACGGGUCAAUACCUUCCUGAGCUGCAGUCAGUACCACAAAAUGUACCGCACAGUAAAAGCCACUAGUGGGCGACAGAUCUUCCAGCCCUUACAUACCUUACGCAGUGCAGAGAAAGAGCUUCUCCCAGGGUUCCAUCCAUUUGAAUGGCAGCCAGCUCUGAAAAAUGUGUCCAGUUCUUGGGAUGUGGGCAUCAUUGAUGGACUGUCUGGUUCUUCAACCUCAGUUGACGAUUUCCCCGCUGACACCAUCUCUCGACGUUUCCGCUAUGAUGUGGCUCUGGUUUCCACUUUAAAAGACUUGGAAGAGGACAUCAUGGAAGGCCUGAGAGAGAAGGAACUAGAUGACAGUGCCUGCACCUCUGGCUUCACUGUUGUGAUCAAGGAGUCCUGUGACGGCAUGGGAGACGUAAGUGAGAAACAUGGAGGUGGGCCGGCAGUUCCAGAGAAAGCAGUGAGGUUCUCCUUUACAGUGAUGUCUAUCUCUGUCCAAGCUGAGGGUGAAGAUGAAGCAGUCACCAUCUACCAAGAGCUGAAGCCCAACUCUGAACUUUCCUGCAGGCCUCUAUGCCUCAUGUUUGUUGAUGAGUCAGACCAUGAGACCCUCACUGCAAUUCUGGGUCCUGUGGUGGCUGAACGCAAAGCCAUGCAAGAGAGUCGCCUCAUUCUGUCAAUUGGAGGGAUGCUUCGCUCCUUCCGCUUUCACUUCCGAGGCACAGGAUAUGAUGAGAAGAUGGUACGGGAGCUGGAGGGCCUGGAAGCCUCAGGCUCCACUUAUAUCUGUACCCUCUGCGACUCCACUCGGGCUGAGGCCUCACACAACAUGGUGCUGCACUCCAUCACCCGGAGCCAUGAGGAGAACCUUGAACGCUAUGAGAUCUGGAGGACCAAUCCAUUUUCAGAGUCUGUUGAAGAGCUCAGAGAUCGGGUCAAAGGUGUUUCUGCCAAGCCCUUUAUGGAGACCCAGCCGACCUUAGACGCCCUUCACUGUGACAUUGGCAAUGCCACUGAGUUCUACAAGAUAUUCCAGGAUGAGAUCGGCGAGAUGUACCUGAAGAACUCCCCAGCACGGGAAGAGAGACGUCGUUGGCGCUCUGCCCUAGACAAACAGCUGAGGAAGAAGAUGAAGCUCAAGCCAGUCAUGCGGAUGAAUGGAAACUACGCUCGUCGCCUGAUGACCCGGGAGGCGGUGGAGGCCGUUUGCGAGCUUGUGCCAUCACAGGAACGUCGUGAAGCCUUGAGGGAGCUCAUGGAGCUAUACCUUCAGAUGAAGCCAGUGUGGCGCUCCACGUGCCCCGCCCAGGAGUGUCCAGAUCAGCUCUGCCGGUACAGUUACAACUCCCAGCAAUUAGCUGAGUUGCUCUCCACCACUUUCAAGUACCGAUACGACGGUAAAAUCACCAACUACCUGCACAAGACCUUAGCUCACGUGCCUGAGAUUGUGGAAAGGGAUGGAUCCAUUGGUGCAUGGGCUAGUGAGGGGAAUGAGUCUGGGAACAAGCUGUUCCGUCGAUUCCGUAAGAUGAAUGCCCGACAGUCCAAGACCUUUGAGUUGGAGGAUGUCCUAAAGCACCACUGGCUUUAUACCUCUAAGUACCUGCAGAAGUUCAUGGAGGCCCAUAAGAACUCAGCCAAAGCUUUACAGGCCACCAUCCACCCCGAUGAGACUCAGGAUGACUUAGACAUGAACUCUCAGAUCCCAGACUUUUGA
Messenger RNA from Chanos chanos (milkfish), 3234 nucleotides. It is a transcript of the gene rag1, whose product is annotated as recombination activating 1. NCBI's taxonomy places the organism in Eukaryota, Metazoa, Chordata, Actinopteri, Gonorynchiformes, Chanidae. Gene Ontology annotation, molecular function: sequence-specific DNA binding; metal ion binding; ubiquitin protein ligase activity. The transcript is spliced from 3 exons. Gene Ontology annotation, biological process: V(D)J recombination; adaptive immune response; pre-B cell allelic exclusion. Gene Ontology annotation, cellular component: endodeoxyribonuclease complex; DNA recombinase complex; nucleus. The coding region runs from base 1 to 3234 and encodes 1077 amino acids. The record is from RefSeq and is a predicted model, not a curated record.